This is a messenger RNA of Saimiri boliviensis boliviensis (Bolivian squirrel monkey), 1880 nucleotides long. It is a transcript of the gene LEAP2, whose product is annotated as liver enriched antimicrobial peptide 2. NCBI's taxonomy places the organism in Eukaryota, Metazoa, Chordata, Mammalia, Primates, Cebidae. Gene Ontology annotation, biological process: antimicrobial humoral immune response mediated by antimicrobial peptide; defense response to bacterium. The record is from RefSeq and is a predicted model, not a curated record.
AGGACUAAAACCAGGACAGUCAGAUCUGUGGUCACAUCCUGCCCAAUUCCAGCUCGGAGGUCCAUCAAACCAUCUGCUUCUCCCUUGGCAAGAAGCUCCAUCUGCCUGAUAGCAGGGCCAGUGGCCAUCCUUUAAUACCUUCAGCUAUUGUGCAUCUCCUCUUUUUCCUGGGGUAAAGGAACAAGCAGAUUCUUAUCCAAACACCCAACCUACGAAGAUGAGAAAGGCCUUGGGAAGAGGUAUUAGCCAAGUUUUCAGUGCAAUGCCUGGCAGAUAGAAUUUGUUGUAUUUGUCUUAAGCUUAUUAUCCUCCCAGGUCAUAGAAAGAUCUAAAGUCCAAUGAAUCUCCUUACUCAAAAUUCACACCUUUCUGCUCAAACUUAAAAUGUCCAUGCCAUUUCACAGGUACCCGGAACUACUCACGGUUUAGAUACAUGUCCUCCCUUUGUCUCAGUAGAGCACUCCCUUCGUCUAGAAAUCGACAGCAGUUCCUACUUAAACUGAUGAAUGCUUUGGGCUUUGGAGGUAUCUCAUCCCUGUGCCUGCUGCCCUGAAGCAGCCGGAAAGAAAGGCCUCACUCAACUACUGGAAAGAAAGCCCAUAAUUCAAGGCUUUUAAUAUAGUCACUACACAAGUUCUCCCUCUGCUUUAGGAGAUCUUGUUACUUCCUCAUCUACAUGUGCUUAAAGACAAAAAGAAACCUGUAAUUAUUCAAUUCACCUGUGGUCCAAAUAAUUCUCACAUCCAGCCAUUACCCUGAGAGGGCAGGAAGCCAGACUUUGAAAUUUCCAUACCUAGGUCUUCAUUCUACUAGUGAGAUGAAUUGGUGCAGAUUCGGGUGAUAGUUCAUCUAAGCAAGUGGAGAGGUGGGGAACUGCAGACCUUCCUGAAGCAUCCUCCCAUAGAAAGGAGAUAAAGGCCUUAUCCUAAUUGCCUGUACACAACAGAUCAGUUCUUCUUUCCUAGACAAGGCUGAAGGGGGUCAACAUUAUUUCUGAAGACUUCAUUAUUGGAAUUCUAUUUUUAUUGGGAGUGAUCUCACUGAGCUAUUUUGGAAUAGAAAUGUGGCUAGUUGCCUGAUCUCCCUCAAUGGUUUCACGUGGCUUUCAAAGGGAAGGAGGGGCAGUGCUGACUUUGGUAAAAUGGGCGAAAGGGUCCAUGCCAGCAACACAAUCACUCAAAGUCCAGAUGAGGGAUCAGUAAAUACAAUGUGCCUGAAAGGUGGCCCUUGGGCACAUUCCUCUGGUAGACAUUAACUUAUUAAAUUGAUUCUGAUUACAAAUAUAAACUUUGCCCCCAUCUCACCCAGUAACAAUGCAAGAGUCAAUGUGAGUCUAUAAAAGGAAGGAGGAACUGUCCCUGGCUUUCAGGCUCUAACAUCCUGUCUCUGUCAAGAUGUGGCACCUCAAACUUUGUGCUGUGCUCAUGAUCUUCUUGUUACUGUUGGGCCAGAUAAAUGGCUCCCCAAUACCAGAAGUGAGUUCAGCAAAGAGAAGGCCACGGAGAAUGACCCCAUUUUGGAGAGGGGUUUCCCUCAGACCUAUUGGAGCCUCCUGCCGGGAUGAUUCUGAGUGUAUCACAAGGCUAUGCAGAAAAAGACGUUGUUCCUUAAGUGUGGCUCAGGAAUGAAGUACCUACCAGGGGAAGAAAGGAUAGCAGUCAACUCUGACAAUGCUCCGUUCUAUGGAAUAUUGAUUAACUGCAUUUUGGCUGGAGACAUACAAGUGAAGCAAUCUUGUAUUUUUAAUAUUUAAAGGCAGAUGUAUGCUUUAAAUUGGUCUCCAUUUCUUCUUAGAAUGUUGAUAUAUGGAUAAGCAUAACUAAACUUGUCACUUUAGAGUUUAUUUUUCUAUGGAUACUAUUAAAUGUCUCCAAUUGAAA